AUGGAUUCUUCAAACAAUACUGCAAAUUAUAUUGAAAAAUUAGAAUGGUCACUAAUUUUAGGAAAUUCUAUACAAGAGGAACAAGAGAAUUCAUCAAAUUCAACAGAAACUUUAGUAUCGAAUAUUAUCAAUGGGCUAUAUAAGGAAUGUUUGACAUGUAAUAUAGCAAAACAGAUUUUUGGAACAGAAUUAUCUGCAGAGGAUGAUUGUAUCAAAAAAUUUGUAGAAAAUUUGGAUGUAAACGCUUAUAUUUCUAAGAGGACCAAGGAGUAUAUUUCAAGUGAUUUACCAGAAUUAGAAUCACAACAACAACAACAUCAUCAAUUAUUUAGACAACUUAAUUUACUCUGUAUUGCAAUCGCUUGUUUAAAUGCCUUUGUACAAAUUUCUUGGACGGGACCAAAUUUGGAUCUUGAAUCACAUGAUCUUUUACCAACAAUUAUAAGAGAAAAAUGCAAUACUGACGAAUUAAAUAAGAAAGCUCUUGAAAUAUUGUCUGUUGAUGGUGAAGAAACUUACCAUUUGACACCUCAAGCUUUAUAUCUUCUAAUUUCAAGAAUUAUCUUGGUGGAAAAUGAACAAAUUUUUACUGAUUUGAAAACAUCUUUAUGGUGGGCGCAAAGAGUUCUAUUCAUUCAACAACGUAUUCUAGAUAAUGUUGCCGGUUCUUUGCACGACUUAAUGUUUCAAUAUUUUAAAACACUUGAAAGUAAACUUCCUUCAACAAAUUUAGAUAUUUAUACUAGAUAUUAUAUUGAACUCGGUCUUUUAUAUCAUUAUUAUGGCCAAGAUUCUUUAGGGGUUGAUUGUUUUUUAAAAGCACAAAAAUCAAGUGGAUUUCAAUGGAAAAUAACUGGAGCAUUAGGCAAAAGAACAAAAUUUCAAACAUUUGAUGUAUCACAAUUGUUAAUUGUUGCUAAUAGUGCUGAUUCUAAAGAAUCUCAAGAUGAAAACACUACAAAGAAAAAUCUUCCAGAUAAUUUAAUAUUAAACGAUGACACUCUUCUGGAAAAAAUCGAAUUUUCUAAACAAGAUGGCCAAAAAGAUGACAAAGAUAAUACAGAUUUAGAUCCUCAUAAUCAAAAGAAUCUUAAAGUUAUCGAUCAAUGUCUUUUGCUCGCUUUUUGUUUAGAUAUAAAAAAUACUAAUCCGUCUCAUGGUAUAACUAUAGAACAAAUGGUACCUUACGUAUCUCGUGUAUUAGAAAAUCCAAACAAUUGGAUGGUUUACACUAUGGCAUUAUUAUUAAGAUCACGCCUUGAAAAAGCAAAGGUUCGAACAGUUGAACGUUCUGUUCUUCAACUUCAAGCGCUCGUUGAUCAAUUUCCUCUUGAACUUUCUAGUGCGCAAGAACGAAUAUCAUAUUUUUAUCAAAUUUUAUUACCACCAAAAUGGGAAAUGGAAAAGGAACUUGCUGUGCAAUAUUUGUCAUUAGGCGUUGUUCGUUCAUCUUUAGAAAUAUUUGAACGACUAGAAAUGUGGGAAGAUGUGAUCAACUGUUAUAUUAUGCUUGAAAAGGAAGAAAAGGCUAAACAAAUUAUACAUGAACAACUUCAAAUAACACCAAAUUCACCCAAACUUUAUUGUCUUUUAGGUGACGUUGAAAAGAAUCCAAAACAUUGGGAACAUGCAUGGGAAAUUUCGGGAAAUCGAUUCGCUCGUGCAAUGCGAUCUCUUGGUGGAUAUUGGUAUAAACAUGAAGAAUAUCGAAAAUCCGUUGAUUGUUAUGCGAAUGCCCUCAAAAUAAAUCCUCUUUUUGAAAAUUCCUGGUUUAUUCAGGGAUGUGCUGCAAUGCAUUUGGAAGAAUGGGAAAUUGCUAUACAAGCUUUUUCUCGAGUUAUAGCUAUUGAUCCUGAAAAUCCUGAAGCUUGGAAUAAUUUAGCAUCAGUGUUUUUGAGACAAAAUCGUAAAACAGACGCUUUCAAUGCAUUCCAACAAGGAUUGAAAUUAAAACAUGAUAGUUGGAAAAUAUGGACAAACUAUAUGUAUAUAGCUAUUGAUAUUGGUGAAUUUGCUGAAACUAUGAGAGCUAUGCAACGUGUUGUUGACUUACGAUGGGAAAAAGAAAAAGAAUCAUGUGUUGAUGUGGAAGUGUUAGAACUAUUAAUAAAUGCCGUUACGAAAAAUAUUCAAGAUGCAUCUAAAUUAGCACCGAGACUUGAAAAUUUAUUGACCGAAACUAUUACCUCGCGAAUUACCUCAAAUCAUCAUAUAUGGAAACUCUGUGCUCAAUUUUGGUUUUGGAAGAAGGAUUAUGAUAAAGUUCUUGAAGCACACUUGAAAGCAUAUCGAAGCGUAUUACAUGAUCCAAUGUUAGAAUCUUCAGAGAUUGUGUUUGAAAAAGUAGCCAAUGUUGCAUUAGAUGUCGUAGAAGCAUACCAGAAUUUUGGUGAUAAAAAGGUUUUACGCAAAAAAGAUUCUAAUACUGAUAUAAUAGAAGAGGAAGAGAUUAUUGUUUGUAAAGAUUGGAAAUAUCAAGCUAAAAGUUUAUUAAAGAGUUUGAUAGGAAAAACAAAAAAUUCUUUUGAAGGCACACCAAUGCACGACAAGUUAAAAGAAACAUUAAAAGAAUUAAGUUAA
This is a messenger RNA of Rhizophagus irregularis DAOM 181602=DAOM 197198, 2580 nucleotides long. RefSeq lists its product as uncharacterized. Gene Ontology annotation, molecular function: protein binding. The record is from RefSeq and is a predicted model, not a curated record. NCBI's taxonomy places the organism in Eukaryota, Fungi, Glomeromycota, Glomeromycetes, Glomerales, Glomeraceae.